Messenger RNA from Cryptomeria japonica (Japanese cedar), 4665 nucleotides. RefSeq lists its product as uncharacterized. Gene Ontology annotation, biological process: DNA integration. The transcript has 10 exons. The record is from RefSeq and is a predicted model, not a curated record. Gene Ontology annotation, molecular function: nucleic acid binding. Lineage: Eukaryota; Viridiplantae; Streptophyta; Pinopsida; Cupressales; Cupressaceae. The coding region runs from base 1 to 4665 and encodes 1554 amino acids.
AUGUAUUCUGCCAGCCUGUGGGGUUUUAUUUCUAUGCAUUCGGGUAGAGCGGAUAUAAAUAGGUAUUACACACACAGAAGAGCUCAGUACGAGCGUGAGUUUGGGAUAGAACAGGAUCCAGUCAUGGCUGAGGAACAGGUGGGCGGCAAAAGAAAUCAGGAUGAGGAAGAGGGAGAGAUGAUGAGGACUCUUAUCACUACUCAGCCCAGGAUCGCCCAGGCAUUAGAUAGGUUACAAGAUACCUUGGAUCGUUUGGAUAUGGAUGGACACAGAGGUAGGCGUGGUAGGUCACCUUCAGUGGCUGGUAGUCACCGCAGCCAUCAGUCCCAAUCUUCAGUUGGGAGUUCCCAUCAUUCCAGCAGGAGGCACCGCCAUCGUACACCUACUACGAAUAGGCCAUUGCUUCCUCAGUUCGUACCAGGUGAACAACCAGCACAAGUGGAACCACCGGAGGUUGGGUUCCAGGAGUCAGUUUUAGCAGCCACAGCUGAGUGGAGAGCUCUACCCCCUGAGGUUAGGGACGUUUUCCCUCUUCCCCAGUAUUGUGCACAGCGUAGAGAUACAACCAGGUUCAGGGGAGAUCGUGGAGACACUAGCGCACGGGCGUGGGUCCACAAGCUGGACAUAUAUCUUUCAUUGAGGCCCAUGCCUGAGCGUGAGGCUAUUCAGUUUGCUGAUCACACCUUAGUUCACUCCUAUACUGAGUUCACUGAGCGUCUCAUUGCACGGUUUGACCGUAAGGAUACAGAACUUUAUUACAGGGAGUUGGCUCACCUUAGACAAACCGGUCAUGCAGAAGCCUAUAUUAAUGAGUUCCAACGUAUUGCAGUGAUGGUACCGGAUAUGCCCCAGAGACGUAGUGUGAUGUUGUUCAUUGAGGGCUUGCAGGAUAGGCUAAAGGGACUAGUGCGUGCUUUCCAACCAGCAACUCUUAAGGAGGCUAUUGAGGUGACAUUGAGACUAGAUACUGUUCCCACUUCUUAUCAGGCAGAUAAGAAACCAUUUAGAGAUUCACGGCCUGCACAGAAGGCCAAUACGUCCCAGAACAAAGAAGGGACUUCAGCGAAAACCCCUUGGAUGAAUCAGGAAACGAGGAAUGAAUUGAGGAGGAAAAAGUUAUGUUUUUCCUGCAAGGAACCUUGGGAACCAGGACACCGUUGCAUGGGAGAUGAGGAGGUUCUUGAUACUGAUAUUGAGGAUGAUACAGAGGAUGUUGAGCAGGUUCAGACACAGUUGGAGCUAGACAUCCCUGAGCCGUUGGCGUCAGCCAAAGUAGCUAUGGCUACUCUCUCCAGUUAUCCUAAGUUUCAUGCCUUCCGGUUGAAAGGUACACUUAAGGGUAAGCGGGUCACCAGCUUGGUAGACACAGGUGCUACGCAUAACUUUAUUGAUCAGAAAUUAGUUGAGAGGCGUGGCUUGCAGUAUGAGGAGUUUGAGGAUUAUGAUGUGGUUUUGGGCAUGCAGUGGUUACAGGGUAUUGGGCGUUACAUUAUUGAUCACCACCGUAUGCAGUUGGAGUUUCUGUCUGGAGGGAAGAAAGUGAUUUUGAGGGCAGCUUCAGAUGGUGGACCUAGGGAAGUGACUUCUCGCAGGAUGGAGACUAUCCUCAGGCAUAAUGAUGUACUCUGGGCUACGCAUUGUUUGGUUAAGUCCAAAACACCCACACCCCAGGAUGGCCGUGUGUUUCAUGUGGACAUUCAGUCAGUGAUGGAUCGUCAUGGUAGAGUAUUUGGUGAUAUACCUCCUGGAGUGCCACCAGAUAGAGGUUUUGAGCAUGGUAUAGAGUUGGAGGAGGGAGCAAAGCCAGUGAUUACUACCCCAUAUCGUCAUCCUAGAGCUUAUAAGGAUGAAAUUGAGAAAACAAUUCAUGAACUAUUAGAUAUGGGUUUCAUUCGGCCGAGUUCUAGCCCGUUUGCUCCUUCCAUUGAUCUUCGUUCACGCUACCAUCAGAUUCGUGUACGCGCUGAGGAUGUACACAAGACUGCUUUCCGUUGUCACUAUGGGCAUUAUGAGUUCCUGGAUCAUCUCAGACAUCUUGAGGAGGUACUUGGCAUAAUGGAGGAUCAGUCUCUAUUUGCUAAGCUUUCCAAAUGUGAGUUUGGAUUGAGGGAGGUGUUAUAUUUGGGACAUGUGAUCAGUGCCGAUGGAGUGAAGGUGCAUGAGGAGAAGAUUCAGGCAGUUCAGAAUUGGCCCGUCCCUCAGAACAUUACGGAGUUACGUGGAUUCCUUGGAUUGUGUGCUUAUUAUAGGAGAUUUGUGAAGGGGUUCUCUCAGUUGGCAGCACCUUUGACAGAUCUUACAAAAAAGGGGGCCUUCAGAUGGACAGAACAAGUGCAGGGGGUCUUUGAUAGACUCAAGGAGGUGAUGAGCACUUGUCCUGUCUUGGCACUACCUGAUUUCUCGCAGCCCUUUGUUCUAGAGUGUGAUGCCUCAGGAUUUGGUAUAGGAGCCGUGUUGAUGCAGAACAAACAUCCCAUUGCCUAUGAGAGCAGAAAGUUGCAAACUAAUGAGAGGUUGUACUCUACCUACGACAAGGAAAUGUUGGCUAUCAUGCAUGCGUUAGCCAAAUUCAGACAGUAUCUUGUUGGCAGCAAAUUUGUGGUAAGAACUGAUCACAACAGUCUGAAAUACUUCCUAAAUCAAACAGAGCUUAAUGAUAGACAACAAAAAUGGAUUAGCAAAAUUCAGGCUUAUGACUUCGAUAUCGAAUUCAUAAAGGGGAAGAAUAAUACUGUGGCUGAUGCACUCUCUAGGAAACCUUCAUUGGCUGCCCUUUGCUCAUUGAGCGAGAUUUCAGCAGAUUGGAAGGCUCAACUCUUAGUUGAGUAUUCCAAGGAUCAGCAUGCUUGUGAGAUCAUGGAUGGUUUGAUAGUGGAUGACAGAUAUAGUGUGGUAGAUGAUAUUAUCUACUACAAGGGUAGGGUUUAUCUUGUUCCGAGUUCUCAGUUGAAGGAACAAAUUUUGCAUGCUCUCCAUGAUACUCCUACAGCAGGACAUCCAGGAUAUGGUAAGACUUACAGGGCGGUUCGUGAGAGAUUCUCUUGGAAGGGUCUCAAAGAUGAUGUUUUACGCCAUGUCCGUGAGUGUAUGACUUGUCAGCAGAACAAGUCGGAGCAUACCUACCCAGCGGGGUUGUUGCAACCCUUACCUAUACCGGAACAGAAGUGGACAGGGAUCUCAAUGGAUUUCAUUACAGGUCUUCCUCGGGUUCAGGGGAAAGAUUGUAUUUAUGUUGUUGUGGAUAGGCUAACAAAGUAUGCCCACUUCUUUCCCAUUGCACUGGAUUUCACAGCAUCACAGGUGGCUGAGUUAUUUUUCAGGGAGGUAUUUAGACUCCAUGGUCUUCCCAAGACCAUUGUGAGUGACAGGGACAGCAGGUUCAUGAGUUCCUUUUGGCAGGAACUUUUCAGGCUUACAGGCACUAAGUUGACACCUAGUACUAGUUACCACCCUCAAACUGAUGGACAGACCGAGAUAGUCAACAAGUGGGUUGAGGGAUAUUUGCGUAACUAUGUGUCAGGGCAACAAAAAGCAUGGGUACGUUGGUUGUAUUUGGGUGAGUAUUGUUAUAAUACCACUCACCAUAUGUCCAUUGGCAUGACGCCUUUCAGAGCUCUCUAUGGAUAUGAGGCAUUAUCUUUCACUGAUUUGGCAGUUAGUGAUAGUAGAGUUCCUUUGGCUCAGGAUUGGUUACAGGAGAACCAGGAUGUCAUGAGAUCUCUCAGGGAGAAUUUACAGCAGGCCCAGAAUCAGCAAAAGAUGUACGCAGACAGGCACAGGAUUGAGAGAGCAUUUGAGGUGGAUGAUAUGGUCUUUCUGCGCUUACAACCAUAUCGGCAGAGCACCCUAAAAAGGGGGGGAGCUGAGAAGCUCAAACCACGUUUUUAUGGUCCAUACAGGGCACUUGGACAGCAUAUUACAGUUUCACCCGAGUUACCUCCUAUGGAUGAGGAGGGUAAAUUGAUUUUGGUUCCUGAUGAGAUUCUUGAGGUGAGGGAACGACGGCUGAGAAGCCGGGUGAUUCGAGAGUAUUUGGUGGCAAUUGAAACACACGUACGAAGGGAAGCCACCACCGAGGAUGUUCCAGAGGACGCUGUGUGGAGUGCGCUUGGUGUAAGCCUGGCGGUAAAUCGUUUGAUGAGCAACUUGCCCAACCUUCUGGCACUGGCAUUUUUGGCUUUCCAAAACCGAAGGGAAGACACCUAUUGGGAGAACCGAUGCCAGCAAAUCCUACGGGAGUUUCACGAGCGCCAAGAGGAGCGCAAUGAAACCGAGCGAGGGGACAAAAACAAGAAGGAAUACAUAGGGGACUCUGAAGCCACUCAACGAGCAUUAAUUCUCAAGCAACAAGCAAAACGGAGAAGAAGAUUCGAGAGGAUUGCCGAGGAAGGAAGCAGCAGAAAUGGCAGCAAUGGCUUUGGCGAGGGCCAAGUUUCUACACUAAUAGAAACCACUAGGAAACGGUUGGAGGACCUUUCCCUAACAUUGGAGGAGAUCGGUGAUGGGAGUACGAUAGAAUCGUACACGCCAUACAAAGGUGCCGAGACCAGGAGGGAAGACGUGACAGAGACCGAGAAUAGAGAGGCGGAGGAUACCGGUGCGACCAAAGGUGUCGGGAGGACACAAGGUCACGAUAGUAGAAGCAAUCUGUUCGAUGCAGGCUAA